AUGGGCGAGCAUAAUCUUCUUAAUCCCGGGUUUGUGGGACCUUUGGUAAACAUCCACACUGGAGACACGUUUUACUUUCCGAAUUUCCGAGCCUCGGGGGGACAACUGGCGGGGCUACCAUCUCUCCCCUACCCUAGAAGGGACAAUGUUUGCUCCCUCCCGUGGAAUCCAUCCGAGCCCUGCAAUGGAUAUUCUCAAUCAUAUUUUAGCAGCCCCGUGUCUAUUAACCCUUCUUUCAACCGGUCGUGUGAAAUUACUCGACCGGAGGAGAGUAAAUGUUAUUAUAGCAAUGGCAGCGUGAGCAACAGAGAGAGCUGUUCAGGUGGUGGCGGGAGCAGCCUAAAGCGAGAGGAUAAAGCGAGGGACACAUCAUCAUUCAUAACAUCUGAUCACGGGAUGCACUCUGGCAUGGGCAGCAAUAACAUUGGUACAUUUUCUAAGUAUAAUUAUGGGACCGAGCAACUCGCUCAAGACCCGCCGUCCUGCCAAUCUCUGGAAUCCGAUUCUAGCUCCUCGCUUCUCAACGAGGGCAGCAAAACUUCCUCCAGCGACCCUCAGACCCUUCUGUCACCAGGAAACCACACCGCCCACUCGGGCAACAUAGCUGCAUGCGGAGGUGCCCCGUGGUACCCGAUGCACACCCGGACCCGAAAGAAACGCAAGCCCUACUCCAAGCUCCAACUGGCCGAACUGGAGGGCGAGUUCAUACUGAAUGAGUUCAUCACCAGACAGCGGCGGAGGGAGCUGUCUAACCGCCUCAACCUCAGCGAUCAACAGGUUAAAAUCUGGUUCCAGAACCGGCGUAUGAAGAAGAAGAGACUGAUGAUGAGGGAGCAAGCUAUGGGCUUCUUUUAGAUUUAGUAGAGACGUGGCACCAUAAGGAUAAUCGAUUGACAGGCAGUGUUUCUCCUGUCUGCAAUUGCUAUAAAUGCAUGCAUGCACUCACCAAGCCUACUCUCGCUCCAUCUCCAUCAGAAGGUGCAAAAUGUUCAGGAAAAUAUUUUAGGUGUAAGCCCUAAGGAAAACGACCAAGUGAUACUGCUGCGAUAACUUAGAAUAUUGUCCGAGUUAUGCAGGAUAGUACUACCAUAGUGUUGUGGUAAAACACCUAUAGCCUACAGACGUUAAUCAACUGUGAGAUGAUAUUCUUGCUUCCCAAAGGACGGAAUUAGUGCAUGAUGUCCAUGACUGAUGUCAU
Oncorhynchus keta (chum salmon) is the source of this 1198-nucleotide messenger RNA. RefSeq names its product homeobox protein Hox-C12a-like. The transcript has 2 exons. The record is from RefSeq and is a predicted model, not a curated record. Gene Ontology annotation, molecular function: DNA-binding transcription factor activity, RNA polymerase II-specific; sequence-specific double-stranded DNA binding. Lineage: Eukaryota; Metazoa; Chordata; Actinopteri; Salmoniformes; Salmonidae. Bases 1 to 855 code for a protein of 284 amino acids. Gene Ontology annotation, biological process: regulation of DNA-templated transcription.